AUGGUAACCCGAUGUGGAGUGUUGGAGAUCCAGCUGGGUAAAGAAGGCAUCCAUAAAGUGGAGUGGCAGCAGUCAGCACAGGGUUCAGGUUUAAGAAGGCACUUUGAUAUUUCACCCUACUCUGUCUCGGCCUGCAAGGUUUGUGCUGAGAAUGACACGGAUAGCUUUAUGGAGGUUACUUUUCUUGCAGAGUUGGGACAGUUUUCCGUGUUCAUGAGCCCUCUGCCAAUGCUUUCACUUGCCACUGUCAUGGGCACACACAGGGAAUUGACCACAAGCCGGAAGGUUCAGGAGGUCUCCUCUCGUGAGAAUCCGGACGCUCUCGAGGACCUGAGCUGUGCUGGUGGGAGCGCGCUUCGCGGUCCCGCUGAGCAGGCGCGAGAGGCCCGUGGCUGCGGCGGGCGCACGCCUUGCCCCGCCCCCGCUGCUCUCAGGCUCCGCCCGGGCUCGCGCACACGCGCGCACUCCAGUUCAAGCUUCGGUCUGGCCUGGGGGGACCCGGCGGGUGGAGGCUGGGCGGCUGAGGUACGAGGGGAGGAGCCGGAGGAACCGGAGCUGCCGCCGCCACAGCUACAGCCACAGCCGCCGCUGCUGCUGGAGAAGAGCCUGUCUGCAACUAGAGCCAAGAAAGUGAAGAUGGCCACCAAAUCGUGCCCCGAGUGCGACCAACAGGUUCCUGUUGCAUGUAAAUCUUGUCCCUGUGGUUAUGUAUUUAUUAAUAGGAAACUUCUAAAAGUAAAAUGCUCAGAGAAAUCAUCAUCUUUUACAGAAGUGAACAGUACCAUAUCUUUGAAAGAUUUGCGAAUACUAUUUUUAUAUGAAUUUAAACUAGGACACAGUGCAGCCACAGCAAGUAGAAACAUCAAUUCUGUCUUCGGAAAAGGCUCUGUUAGUGAAAGGACUAUCCGGUGGUGGUUCGAAAAAUUUCGUUCUGGGGAUCUGAGUCUGAAAAAUGAGCCUCGAGGGAGACCCAAAUCUGUUUUAAAUGAAGAUCAGUUGAGAGCCAUGGUGGAAGCUAAUCCCAAAACAGCAAUUCGAGGCCUCGCAGCAGACUUAGGAGUUUCUGCUACAACAAUUUCUCGACACCUGGCUGCAAUAGGAAAGGUGAAAAAGUUGGACAAAUGGGUAGGUAACACCAACUGAUGGAUGAUCACAAACUGAGAUGAUUAGAGAUGUGCUCAUACCUUAAGAUUUUAAAGAGCAGAGACCUAUUUUAGAGAAUAUCAUAAACUUUGACAAAAAAUGAAAAUGGUCUGGAUGAUGGUUGGAUGUUGGAGAAAUUACCAAGUGUGUUAAAACCAUCAUUGCAACCAAAAAGAAGGUUCUGGUAACUGUAUGGUGGUCUGCAAAGAGAGUAUUUCAUUUCUUUUAACUCAGGCAAAACUAACAGUAGCAUCUUAUUGUAAAGAAGUUGAAAUUAUGUAUCAUUUGUCAUCAUUUGAAACUCCAAAAAACAGAGCAUUCUCUAAUAGAGAACAGUAAUGGAAGGAUUUGAAUAAAUUUUAACAAUGCUGAAUUUUAAAUAUAUUUGGAGAAAUUUAUCAUUGGGGAAAAGCAGUUAAUGCUAAUAGUGUAUAUUUUGGUUGAAUAAAAUUUUUUUCUUUUUCUGAAAAACACAACAUUUUCAUUUUUAUAUAAAGGCAGUUUCAUAUGGCUCAACUUAAUACCUUCCCAGACCCUGGCAGAACAUGAAGACUGAAAGAUACCUAAUAUACUAGAAAACUACAGGCUGCCCCUGAGUUUUGAGCUUCUUCAUUGGAGGAAUGUGGAACAACCCAGAGUGUAUGUGUGUGUGAAAGAUGCUUAGGACUCAGCCAUGCAAAAAUCUGGGUAAAGAGGAUUUUAGGGGAAUAAGCAAAAGCUCUCAGGCUUUCGGAAGAUAUUUUUUGAAUAAAGAAGUGAAAGCAUGUUUCUGAUACAAGAGCCGUGCACACAGAAGACAUGGCAUACUGGUGCUUUUGAGUGAUAAUACUUAUUCUGUCACACAAAGCCAGUCCUUCGUCCAUGAUUCUUUAUUUAAAAAAAAAAUGUAAGUGGCCUAUCAGAGACCAUAAUUAAUGGCCUUUUUAUGAUUAUGUAGCUAGAUUGCAGUUCUGGCAUUCAUGGAUUAAGUUGGGGUAAAGAUACUGGGUUGGUUCUCUUCCUGCUUCUCUCCCUUCUGAUGAUCUACUGUGUCUAAUCUGUGAAGGAUAGCUAAGGAAUCCUAAAAGCUAAGAGGUGAGAAAAAGGCAUCUGGAAUGGAUUUUACUUGAGAGACAUAUAGGGAAGGAGGGAGGGCAAGGAAUGGAGGGAAAGAUGGAAUGGAAAUCCCCUAAAGUAGAAUUUGACUGUGAGCCAAAGAAUUAAAGGCCACGGGAUGCAUUAUUGCAAAUUAAAAAAAAAAAAAAAAA
Enhydra lutris kenyoni (northern sea otter) is the source of this 2390-nucleotide messenger RNA. RefSeq lists its product as uncharacterized. NCBI's taxonomy places the organism in Eukaryota, Metazoa, Chordata, Mammalia, Carnivora, Mustelidae. The record is from RefSeq and is a predicted model, not a curated record. Bases 1 to 1143 code for a protein of 380 amino acids. The transcript is spliced from 6 exons.